UCUUGCUCUCUCCUUCUUGCUCGCUCUUCGGAAUCUGAAAGCACUUCUCUCUCUCUAUCUCGCUCGUUUACAGACCGGCUCUGGAUCGUGAUUGAAGGUGAGAUUAAGAUGGCUAUGGUGGAUGAACCUUUGUAUCCCAUUGCUCUACUCAUUGACGAGCUUAAGAACGAUGAUAUCCAGCUUCGUUUGAACUCUAUCCGUCGCCUAUCUACAAUUGCUCGUGCCCUUGGAGAGGAGCGUACGAGGAAAGAGCUGAUCCCUUUUUUAAGUGAGAACAGUGAUGAUGACGAUGAGGUUCUCCUCGCAAUGGCUGAGGAGUUGGGAGUUUUUAUUCCCUUUGUUGGAGGGGUUGAGCAUGCUCAUGUGCUUCUCUCUCCUCUUGAAUCUCUCUGCACUGUUGAAGAGACAAGCGUGAGAGAGAAAGCUGUGGACUCGCUUUGUAAGAUUGGUGCUGAGAUGAAGGAGAGUGACCUUGUUGACUCCUUUGUCCCUCUUGUCAAGAGGCUUGCAGCGGGUGAAUGGUUUGCAGCGAGAGUUUCAGCAUGUGGUUUGUUUCAUGUUGCGUAUCAAGGUUGUAGUGAUGUGUUGAAGACUGAGUUACGGUCUAGUUAUAGUCAGUUGUGUCAAGAUGAUAUGCCUAUGGUGAGAAGAGCUGCUGCUUCUAACUUGGGGAAGUUUGCUACAACUGUGGAGUCGAGCUUUUUGAGUACUGAGAUCAUGGCUAUGUUCGAGCAUCUUACUAAAGAUGAGCAGGAUUCUGUUAGACUGUUGGCUGUUGAAGGCUGUGCAGCUCUUGGAAAGUUGUUGGAACCUCAGGAUUGUGUUGCACGGAUUUUACCUGUUAUUGUCAAUUUCUCUCAGGAUAAGUCAUGGAGGGUGCGGUACAUGGUUGCUAAUCAGCUAUACGAACUUUGUGAGGCAGUGGGUCCUGAUUGCACCAAGACGGAUUUGGUUCCUGCAUAUGUGAGAUUGCUACGGGACAAUGAGGCUGAAGUGCGAAUAGCAGCAGCAGGAAAAGUGACUAAGUUCUGUCAGCUUUUGAAUCCAGAGCUUGCGAUUCAGCACAUCCUUCCUUGUGUGAAGGAAUUAUCAUCCGAUUCUUCUCAACAUGUCCGCUCUGCUCUAGCUUCAGUAAUAAUGGGGAUGGCUCCUAUCCUUGGGAAGGAUUCAACAAUUGAGCAUCUGCUGCCGAUCUUUCUUUCCCUUUUGAAAGAUGAGUUUCCUGAUGUACGUCUCAACAUCAUUAGCAAGCUAGACCAAGUCAACCAGGUUAUUGGGAUCGAUCUGCUAUCACAAUCCUUGUUGCCGGCGAUUGUAGAGCUUGCUGAGGAUCGGCACUGGAGAGUCCGUCUUGCUAUAAUUGAGUAUGUUCCUCUGUUGGCUAGCCAGUUAGGUAUAGGGUUUUUCGAUGACAAGCUCGGAGCCCUCUGCAUGCAGUGGAUGCAAGACAAGGUUUAUUCUAUCCGUGAAGCUGCAGCAAACAACCUAAAGCGCCUUGCAGAGGAGUUUGGUUCUGAAUGGGCAAUGCAGCACAUUGUUCCCCAGGUGUUGGAAAUGGUUAACAAUCCGCACUACCUACACAGGAUGAUGGCUUUACGUGCAAUCUCUCUCAUGGCUCCUGUAAUGGGAUCAGAAAUCACGUGCUCUAAGUUUCUCCCUGUGGUGGUUGAGGCAGCAAAAGACAGAGUUCCAAACAUCAAAUUCAAUGUUGCUAAACUUCUGCAAUCUCUCAUCCCCAUAGUAGACCAAUCAGUGGUGGACAAAACAAUCCGUCAGUGUUUGGUGGACCUGAGCGAGGACCCUGAUGUUGAUGUUCGCUACUUUGCAAACCAAGCGCUUCGUUCUAUUGACGCUGGUGCAGUGGCCCAGUCCUGAACGUUUCAAAUGUUUUUUACCCAUAUAUAAUCUUCAAUCCUGAGUUUUUUCUUUUCUUUUAAGUUUCCAUUAUAUGUGUUCUCUCUUCUCCUAUUUCUUUUUCUGAAACGCCAUUUUGGUUGCUGGUUAUGUGAACUGCAUUUGUUACACUUUCUUGUGUUCAAAGCUGUGCUUCCAAUACUUCC
This is a messenger RNA of Eruca vesicaria subsp. sativa (arugula), 2060 nucleotides long. NCBI's taxonomy places the organism in Eukaryota, Viridiplantae, Streptophyta, Magnoliopsida, Brassicales, Brassicaceae. The record is from the annotation of a GenBank genome assembly.